Messenger RNA from Brenthis ino (lesser marbled fritillary), 1998 nucleotides. Lineage: Eukaryota; Metazoa; Arthropoda; Insecta; Lepidoptera; Nymphalidae. The record is from the annotation of a GenBank genome assembly.
AUGUGGGGAGAGAGUAGCAAAAACUGCGAAAUCAACUGCCAGUGUUCUGGAUUAAUAACAGAAAAUUUCAAAAUAAACUCUGGCAACAGUGGUACAAAGAGAAAACAAGAAGAAGCUCACACAAGCAAUUUCAGAAUUAAAAUGAUACCACAUUCACUAGAUUUCAAUAGAAAGCAGUCCCCACUGAACUCACCUAUCGCUACACCAUCAAAGAGACGAGUUCUGGGAGAAAUCACAAAUUCUCCAUUAUUCAAGCCAAAAGAUUCACCUACAAUUGAAAGAUUGAAGAGUACACCAUUACUAGAUAAAAAGUCACCUCUUAUAGACAGAAAUUCUCUGUCUCCUUUAACGAGUAGAGGAUCGUUAAAAAGAAGCUCUAAAAUUACUAAAAUAUUUGAAGAAAGGUCGAAAUUUAAGAUGUCUAAUAAAGAAAAUGAAUAUAUAAGCGAGACCUUCUUAAAAAUUGAUGUGGAAGAGGACACAAGGGAUUGUUCCUUCGGUGAAACCUUUCCAUCAUGUUCGGCAAAACUUGCCAACUGGUCAAUGGCUAAGUUGGACUUCACUGAUGCGUUACAGUCAACAUCUUUUGAACAAACAAAGAAAAAUAUAGAUUUAUUCGUCCCGGAAAAAGAAGAAAAUUUAGAUACUGAAUUUGAAACGCUACAUGACUUAGAAGAAGAAUUUGAUUCGCACAAUUUUGAUGAAUGCACAAAAUAUGAAAUUAUAUCUACGGACAGUCCUGAUAUUAUAUCCAAUGGCAGACAAACAUCCAGAAAGAUCAAAUCUAAGAAUUUCAUGUUUGGAGCACCGUUAUCUGAAAAUGAAGCUUCAACAUCGUUUAAUAUAAACAAGCAAAAUCCAAUUCGCACUCUCAAUUUUGAAGAUGAAAACUUUGAGUUUACUUCACCUGCAGCUAAAAAGAGUGUAUCCGUUAAGAAAUCGUUGAAAUUCACAGAGACACCGACUGAAAAUGGGUUCAGACAUGAGAAAAGUGAUUCAAGUAUUGGUUCUAUGUCAUUAUCUCCGUCUUCGACAAAAUUGAGGAUUUUUCCUUCUGAGUCGACAACUUCAAUGGAAAGUGGAUUCAUUUCAGAACUGGAAGAACCUUUUCUUGACAUAGAGGAUAUAUCCAACUCACCCAAAAUGGAAAACUUUAAUGAAUUACUAUCGGGACAGAUUAAAGAGAAUUUUGAGCCGUUCUCUCUAAAGAGGCCGUUCCAAAGGAGUUUAAGCUUCAAUCCGAAACCAAAAUUAGAAUUUUCCUUGACAGAAAGUCCAAAAAAAUCAAAUAAACGCCCGGAAAGACAACAUUUUGAUAAUCUAUGUAGUAAAAGAAGGAAGUCUAACUACCAAGGGCUCUUACACGGACCAAAACCAGUACUUCAAAGGGCGUUCUCGGAAAAUAAUGCAUCGAUAAUGUCGGCUUUAGCGAGAUCAGCCGGAGAUCCAGAUUUGAUUGGGGACUUCUCCCAGCCUUUCGCUUUACCACUAACCAAUGGUGACCAUAGAGACCUGAAGUCCAUAUCUUGUGACACACUUGCUGGGUUGCUUCGAGGGGAAUACAGGAAUAAUAUAAGUGAAUUUAAGGUGAUAGACUGCAGAUAUCCGUACGAAUAUGAAGGGGGUCAUAUUCUGGGAGCAAUUAAUAUGUACACUCAGUCGCAGAUACUCUCCCUAAUCAACGAACCUAUCCAGCCCAAGGAGUCUGAUCAAAAACGGUCCAUCCUAGUGUUCCAUUGCGAGUUCUCGCAGGAGAGAGGGCCUAAGUUAUCAAGGUUCCUACGGUCUUCAGACAGAGCGAAACACAAAGAAAGCUAUCCCUCUCUAAACUACCCAGAAGUUUACCUCCUUCAUCAAGGAUAUAGUUCGUUUUACCAAAAAUAUCCCGAUCUGUGCUCUCCCACGGGAUACACCGCCAUGUUGGAUCCCAAAUUCCGGGAUUCCUAUAAAAAACACUACACAAACCAACAAUCAAACAAAUAUAGAAAUAGAUUAUUA